AUGACUCCAACUGUCUCUGUCACGGCUCUUUCUGCGCCGGGUAAGGUCCUCCUGACCGGUGGAUAUCUGUGUUUGGAUCGUGCCUACACGGGUACUGUCUUCGCACUCAACGCUCGUAUCCAUGUUGUAGUCGAGCAAUUGCAACGAGCUCAUCGCCGCGGGGCAACAGGAGAAGAGGAGGACUCUGUUAUCGUGCGUUCCCCACAGUUCCUUGAUGCUGUGUGGGAGUAUGGCGUCCAACAGUGUGACAAUGGCGGCGGUGUGAAGGUGGCUCAGAAAGGCGAUCGCAAGCGCAACCCCUUUGUUGAGACCUCUCUGAACUUUGCCUUGACUUACAUCAGCUACGUCGCUGAUUCCAAGCACUUCGGUUCUCUAUCUGUCACCAUCUUGGCUGACAAGGAUUAUUACUCGGAAACUGCGACUUCCAAGGGUCCUGAGGGAUUCAGAGAUAUCCACCGCUUUGUGAACUUCGGAGUCCCUCUCUUUGAAGCUCACAAGACUGGACUGGGCUCUUCUGCUGCUCUGGUAACUGCUCUUGUCUCUUCCCUGGUCAUCCACCGUACCAUGCAGCCUGAGGACCUCGGUGCGGCCCGCGACAAGCUCCACAAUCUCGCUCAAGCAGCACACUGCGCAGCCCAAGGCAAAGUGGGAUCUGGAUUUGAUGUUGCCAGCGCCGUCUACGGUUCAUGCCUCUACCGACGUUUCUCGCCCUCUAUCCUGGAAUCUCUCGGCGAUGUAGGCUCGGCUGGGUUUGAAGAGCGUCUCUUUGCCAUUGUGGAAGACUCCGAUCCGGAACACCCAUGGGAUACUGAGUGUGUCGAUUUUGGCAUGCAACUUCCCCGCGGUAUGCAGCUUGUUCUGUGCGACGUUGACUGUGGCUCUGAGACCCCCUCCAUGGUCAAGAAGGUUCUCGAGUGGCGCAAGAACAACCGCCAGGAAGCGGAUACGCUCUGGGACAGUUUGCAGAACAACAACGAGCGACUUCGCCAAGAGCUCAAGCGCCUGGCUCAACACCCUGGUCACCAUGAGCUUGACUUUUCCGAUAUCCGUGCGUUGAUUCAGCGUUCACGCCAGCUUCUUCGCACCAUGACCCAACAGACCGGCGUUCCCAUUGAGCCCAGCGUCCAGACCGAGCUGCUAGACAGUGUUACGGAGAUCGAAGGUGUCAUUGGGGGCGUUGUUCCCGGGGCUGGAGGCUACGAUGCUAUCGCAGUGCUUAUCCAGGAUGAUCCUGCUGUCGUCGCACGCUUGACCAAGCACUUUAAGAACUGGACGAGCACCGUCGAGGAUAACUUUGGGGGGAAGAUCGACAACGUACGACUGCUAGGUGUCGCGCACGGAUCCGAGGGCGCAAAGAACGAGCGGUUGGAUCAGUACGCUGGCUGGAUUUAA
Molecule: messenger RNA, 1392 nt
Organism: Penicillium brevicompactum
Lineage: Eukaryota; Fungi; Ascomycota; Eurotiomycetes; Eurotiales; Aspergillaceae
Gene: erg8
Product: phosphomevalonate kinase
Exons: 2
Coding region: 1-1392 (463 amino acids)
Biological process (GO): isopentenyl diphosphate biosynthetic process, mevalonate pathway; ergosterol biosynthetic process
Cellular component (GO): peroxisome
Molecular function (GO): ATP binding; phosphomevalonate kinase activity
Source: RefSeq, a predicted model, not a curated record